Messenger RNA from Aspergillus campestris IBT 28561, 1713 nucleotides. RefSeq lists its product as uncharacterized. Bases 1 to 1713 code for a protein of 570 amino acids. The transcript has 4 exons. The record is from RefSeq and is a predicted model, not a curated record. Lineage: Eukaryota; Fungi; Ascomycota; Eurotiomycetes; Eurotiales; Aspergillaceae.
AUGAAACUGGAGGUCGUGAAAAAGCCAUCCUCCUCCCAUAAUUCUGGGGAUGAUGUAGAGAAUAACGAUUCAGAGAGCUACACAAAUCCCGACCGGACGGGCGAUGAUCCUGCUGAGGCCACAUCCAUCCUCUCUCUCCAUAGCCGUGAGACGGAGGAAGGAGCCGUCCACGAAUCUGACUCGGCUCCUACUCCUCCUUCUUCCGGGAGCCUACCUUCUCAUAACGACGAGAACGCAUCGGUGGAGCGCGUUUGGGAAACCGACCUGCUUCCACAUCCUCUGGAGGUUAACCCGGUGUCUUCCUCUCAACCACAACCACAAUCUACCGUGGAAUGCGGCCCAGAGCCUUUCCCGGAUUACGACGAGGGGUGUGAGAUAAAUUUACCGGCCAUAGAAUGUGCUCUUGAGGUGGCCUACAUCUACGCCCUGUCUCAUGAGUCGUUCUACAGUCGCCGGCGAGAGGCAGACUACCUCCACACUUGCCAGGGAGAAGCUGCUAGAGCUAGCACCCCUGAUCAGGUGUCUGGGCCAGUUAACGGCCACCCUCCCACCCCGGAGGCUGCUACUGGUGGAUCUCUUAUAUCGCCCCCAAGCAGCCCCGUCACUCAGUUGGAUUCUUUGGGAUCUGCCGCUGAGCCAGAGCCAGCUCCGGAAACCGAUCUGGCUGUGCUUCUGGGCGGAUCCCAGAAUCAUGUGGAGUCGGUGCAUGGGGGCGAUAUGUCUCCCGAGCCGGUAUAUGGGGAUGGAAUAGACUCAGCGCCUGAGGACGAUACGUCUUCCGAGCCAGAGUACCUCUCAAACACCGACAUCAUGUCCUACAUCCCGAUUCCCGGUGCCGACGAUGAGCGUCAGAGUCUCCUGGUGGAAAUGAGGACGCUUCUACAGAGCCCGCGGGCGCUGUACAGACAUAGAAAUCUGUACAGUCAAAUGAGCACUCAUGCGCUGACCGUCUCCCAGACCUGCUUACGCCGCUUCAUGAUGGCCCCUCGCACGGACUAUGAAGCUUUCCUUCGCCCAGCCGACAUUCAUUUACUGCUCCCCUCGCUCGCUGGGCUGAGAAUGCUUGCCGAAAAUCUCUUCAUCAUGCUGAGACAGGAGUGGGAGAACGUGAACGACCUCGUCCGGGAAGUGGAGUAUAAAUCGAUGGAGGACAACGUCGCGCCCAUAAUGCGCUUUGUUAACGUCGCAGACACGAUCGUCAAGAAACUCUACCUCGUCCAGCCGAUAGAGCUGCGAAUGUUCGAGGUAUUCUACAAUUUUUUCUUCGCGUGGUUAUACGACGAUUUCUAUACUUUUCGUAUAGCCCAAAUGCUGGCCGGGACCGAACCCGACCCGGAUCGCAUCGCCGUAACGAACACUAUAUUGGAGAUCUACCACUUCAUCAUAGGCACCCGGGACUACUACCUUACUCUCGCCGAGUCAAGUGACAGGAUACGCUGCGAAGUCUUGAUACCCAUGACCAGUCAAGUGCCCAAUGGUUCCAGGGUGUGGAACUACCUCCUCAACCGGAGCAAACGGAUGCUCAAAAGCCGCCAUGCUCGUGAUGAGCUCGAGCUCUCCCACAGACAGCAGGAACUGCAGGAACUGCAGGAGCUGCAGGCACGGAAUGACGCAUUCGCUGGUUUGGACCACCCCGAUGUGGAAAACCCCGUUUCCUGGCGCGUACACAGAGGCUGCGGGUCCUACGUGACACUUGUCGUUUGUGACACAUGA